UGCCUUUGCGCUGCCUAGGAGACGGGACGCGGGCCCUGGGCUGACAGGGCCCGGCUGGCCGCGCCCACCUCGGUCGCCAUGGAGCUGCCCCCAGGGCCGCGAGACGAUCCCCGCGCCUGGGAAGAUGACUCGGACCCGGAGUCCGAGCCCGACCCCGACGCGCAGGCCGAGGCUUACGUGGCCCGCGUGCUCAGUCCGCCGAAAGUCGGGGAGGGGCCCCCACGCGCCCCUUUGCUGUCCGCGCCCGUCGCAUCCCCUGGCGCCCUGGAGCCGCGGGCGGCGUCCAAGGGUGCGCCCGUGGGGGUCCCGGGACUGCUGAGCCUUCCUCCGGAGCUGCUGCUCGAGAUCUGCGCCUACCUAGACGCGCGCCUGGUGCUCCACGUCCUGCCACGCGUGUGCCACACGCUGCGCGACCUCGUGCGUGACCAGGUCACCUGGAGGCUACGCGCGCAGCGCCGCGUGCGCGCGCCCUACCCAGUGGUGGAAGAGGAGGACUUUGACUGGCCGACAGCCUGCAUCGAGCUGGAGCAGCACCUGUCACGCUGGGCGGAGGAUGGGCGCUGGGCUGAGUACUUCUGUUUGGCUGAUGGGCACUUUGCUUCCAUUGACUCGGUGCUGCUGCUCCAGGGCGGUGCGUUCUGUCUGUCGGGCUCCCGAGAUCGCAAUGUCAAUCUGUGGGACCUGCGGCAGCUGGGGGUGGAACCCAGCCAGGUUCUAGUCAAGGCCUUGGGCUCUGAGAAGAACAGCACCCACAAGGGCUGGGUGUGGUCGCUGGCAGCGCUGGACCACCGCGUGUGCUCUGGCUCCUGGGACAGCACGGUGAAGCUCUGGGACAUGGCAGCUGAUGGGCAGCAGUUCGGCGAGAUCAAGGGCAAGGCGGCUGUGCUGUGCUUGUCCUACCGGCCUGACAUCCUGGUGACUGGCACCUAUGACAAGAAGGUGACCGUCUACGACCCCAGAGUCGGCCCGGCCCUGCUGAAGAGCCGACGGCUGCACUCCAGUGCGGUGCUGGCGCUGCUGGCUGACGACCGGCACAUCAUCUCGGGCAGCGAGGACCACACGCUCGUGGUGUUCGACCGCAGGGCCAACAGCGUCCUGCAGCGGCUGCAGGUGGACCCUCCCCAGGGGACCCGCAGGGACCGGGCAUGGGGUGGUGGCUUGGCCGGGCCUGAGCUGCUCUGUCCCGCAUUCCUCCCACAGCUGGACUCCUACCUGCUCUGCAUGUCCUACCAGGAGCCCCAGCUCUGGGCUGGUGACAACCAGGGCCUGCUGCACGUCUUCGCCAACCACAAUGGCCGCUUCCAGCUCGUCCGGUCUUUUGACGUGGGCCACAGGUCUCAGAUCACAGGGAUCAAACACUCACUGGGGGCCUUGUACACCACAUCCACCGACAAGACCAUCCGGGUGCACGUGCCUACGGACCCGCCGAGGACCAUCUGCACCCGAAGCCACAACAACGUGCUGAAUGGGGUAAGGCCCUGCCCCCUGCGCCUUGCCCAGGUGCCCAGAGCGCCCCUGACUCCCUCUGCCCUGCAUCCCCAGAUCUGCGCAGAGGGCAACCUGGUGGUCGCCGCCUCUGGGGGCCUGUCACUGGAGGUCUGGAGGCUGCAGGCCUGAGCAGGAGGAUGCAGACGUGGAUCUGCCGGCCCACAGGCUGGGCUGUGGCCUCUGUUCUCAGGGGACCGUCCCCCCUGUGCUGGUGCUGCCCCUGCCCUGUCCCGAAGCCCUGAGGCACAAGGAGUCUGGGCCGUGGUGAGCUGUGCCCCAUGGGCCGUGGCCCACGCCAGGGGAGGUGAGCCUGGUGUUCAGGCCCACCCAGCGGACUGCUCUCCUCCCUGGGGCCCUGUUUUUGUUAGGAUUUGGAUACCUGCUUUCCUUCCAGAGCCAAGGAGAAAUAAACCUGAUGUAUUGGUGUCCCUCGA
Lontra canadensis (Northern American river otter) is the source of this 1922-nucleotide messenger RNA. RefSeq names its product F-box and WD repeat domain containing 9 (gene FBXW9). NCBI's taxonomy places the organism in Eukaryota, Metazoa, Chordata, Mammalia, Carnivora, Mustelidae. The record is from RefSeq and is a predicted model, not a curated record. The coding region runs from base 79 to 1617 and encodes 512 amino acids. Gene Ontology annotation, cellular component: preribosome, large subunit precursor. The transcript is spliced from 8 exons. Gene Ontology annotation, molecular function: protein binding.